GCUCCGGAUUCUCCACAGUCGAGCUUCAACUGUUUCGAGAUGAUGUCGCCGAGAGAGACCCGCACCUGGCUGCCGUUGGCGGUGGCCGCCCUCCUGCUGAUCGUAGGACCACAGCCCUCCCGGGCCGAGGAGCCCAUCUACCGGCUGUGUGUGCCGCAGAUCUACUUGAAGGAGUGCCAGCAGCUGCUGGCCGAUCCCUCGGAGGCGGGCAUCCGCAUGGAGUGCGUGGCCGGACGGGACCGGGUGGACUGCCUGGAGCUGAUCGAGCAGCGCAAGGCCGAUGUGCUGGCCACGGAGCCGGAGGACAUGUACAUCGCCUACCACCGCAAGAACGAGGACUAUCGCGUGGUCUCCGAGAUCCGCACGCAGCAGGACAAGGAUGCCGCCUUCCGUUACGAGGGCAUCAUCCUGGUGAAGAAGGACUCCCCCAUCCGCACCCUGCAGCAGCUGCGCGGCGCCAAGUCCUGCCACACUGGCUUCGGCCGCAACGUGGGCUACAAGAUCCCCAUCACCAAGCUGAAGAACACGCACGUCCUGAAGGUGUCCGCCGAUCCGCAGAUCUCCGCCACGGAGCGCGAGCUGAAGUCGCUGUCCGAGUUCUUCACGCAGUCGUGCCUGGUGGGCACCUACUCUACGCACCCGGACACGGACCGUCUGCUGAAGAAGAAGUACUCGAACCUGUGUGCCCUGUGCGAGAAGCCGGAGCAGUGCAACUACCCGGACAAGUUCAGUGGCUACGACGGCGCCAUCCGCUGCCUGGACAAGGGCCAGGGCGAGGUGGCCUUCUCGAAGGUGCAGUACAUUAAGAAGUACUUCGGCCUGCCGGGCGCCGGACCAGAUGCUCCGCCAGCGGAGGGCAACCCGGAGAACUUUGAGUACCUGUGCGAGGACGGCACCCGUCGCCCGAUCACCGGACCCGCCUGCUCCUGGGCCCAGCGCCCCUGGAGCGGCUACAUCUCCAACGAGAAGGCCGUCCACAGCGCCGACCAGCUGCACCAGCUGCAGUCGCGUCUGGAGCGCUUCUUCGCCAAUGGACUGCAGGCGCAGAACAAGGACGCCGCCGCCCACCUGCUCAUCCAGCCCAAUGCCGUGUACCACAGCAAGGACGCGGCCAUCGAUCCCAAGGUCUAUCUGGAGCGUGCCGGCUACAAGGAUGUGAUCGAGCGCGACGGCAGUGCCAUCAGGAAGAUCCGAUUGUGCGCCCAGAACGACGACGAGUUCGCCAAGUGCCAGGCCCUCCACCAGGCGGCCUACGCCCGCGAUGCGCGUCCGGAGCUCGAGUGCAUCCAGUCCACCGACUGCGUGGUGGCUCUGACCAAGAAGGAGGCCGAUCUGGCCAUUGUGCCGCCCUCCGGCUAUGCGGAUGCCCGUCGCAACGAGCUGCAGCCGGUGGUCUACGAGCAGAGGGCCCAGGACGAUGUCCUGGUGGCGGUGGCAGCUCCCAGUGUUACUCGCGAGGCCCUCCAAAAGGCCAGCCUCAAAUUCAAUGAGAACUGCGGACGCUCCCGGGCAGCCGCUGCUCUGCUGAACAAGCGACGUGGUCUGGACGCCUGCCGUGUGUCCUCCAGUGCCGAUGGAGAGGUGCAGAUCGUGCCCGCCUCCGAGCUGGAGAAGCACAAGGACUCGCAGCUGGUGUGCCCCAGCCUGGAGCGACGACCGGUCACCGACUUCCUUGCCUGCAACGUGGACGUACAGCUGCCCCGGGCCAUCUUCGUCAGGAAGGACACCACCAGCGUGGAGCAGGAGACGGUGAAGCACCUGUUCUCCCUGAUUUCUGACAAGUUCGGCGCCCACGGCAAGUUGGUGGAUGUCUUUGCCCUGUUCGGAGAGUUCCAGGAGGGCAAGAAGAACGUCUACUUCAAUGACAAGGCAGUUCAGCUCGCCACGGAGAUCAAGAACGAAAUCCAGGACGAGCAGAUCUACGCAGAUCUCCAGUGCGAUGGCAACAAGAUCGCCAAUCAGUGAGCAGGACGAGUUCCCUCUCCCCCAGCUCAUUUUGAAUCAAUAAAUUUUAUCCACAAUAAUAUCAAAAA
Drosophila biarmipes is the source of this 2033-nucleotide messenger RNA. Its product is annotated as transferrin. The record is from RefSeq and is a predicted model, not a curated record. Lineage: Eukaryota; Metazoa; Arthropoda; Insecta; Diptera; Drosophilidae. Gene Ontology annotation, biological process: iron ion transport. The transcript is spliced from 5 exons. Bases 40 to 1965 code for a protein of 641 amino acids. Gene Ontology annotation, cellular component: recycling endosome; plasma membrane; early endosome.